This is a messenger RNA of Triticum dicoccoides, 3443 nucleotides long. RefSeq lists its product as uncharacterized. Bases 159 to 2069 code for a protein of 636 amino acids. NCBI's taxonomy places the organism in Eukaryota, Viridiplantae, Streptophyta, Magnoliopsida, Poales, Poaceae. Gene Ontology annotation, molecular function: zinc ion binding; nucleic acid binding. The record is from RefSeq and is a predicted model, not a curated record. The transcript is spliced from 5 exons.
UCGUUGCUGCUUCUAGUAUUUCCCAACAAAAGUUCCGAACCGAAACGCAAGGCGGCACUCCGGUUGUUGACCCCGCCCCCGCCGUCGCCGCCGCCGGGUCUCCCUUCUCCUGCUCACAGCUGCUGACGCCCCAUCAGAGCACUGGCAGCAACCGCAUCAUGGAAGGGUCGAGGGAAGACGAUCCGAUAUGCGUCAGUGACAGCGAAGAAACAGUUCAAAUGGAAACCAAUGGGUUAUCUCUCAAGACUCAGGAAAUCGAGUCAAAAAGAAAGUGGGAGACAGCCGCAGACCUCAGCAGCCGCUUUUGCAGUAACCAACAUGAAAGUCCAUGGGAAGGUGGUACAGCGAAGCACAUCGCAUGCCAUUCGUCUGGGCACCAAGGUCACUCUUCGCAAGAGUGGCCUCGAUGGAAUGAUGGUUCGCUCACUACCACGCUAGGGGAAGUACUGACCCCCGACAAGUCUAGUCCAAUAUUCAGGGCAUGUAAAACAAAAAACUCAGGGAAGAGAUUCAAGAGAAGGAUAUGCUUUACAUGCCGUGAAGAAGGUCACUAUGACCGUCAGUGUCCUCAAAAGUUAAGAGCUAUAUCUGCCAACCUGUCAAAAGUAGUAGAAGAGUGGCCUCUAUGGAAUGAUGGUUCACUCACUACCUCACUAGGGAGGCAAAGCAGUAACCAACAUAAGAGUCCAUGGGAAGGCCGCACAACGGAGCACAUCGCAUGCCAUUCCUCUGGGUACCAAGGCCAAUAUUCGCAAGAUUGGCUUCUAUGGAAUUAUGGUUUGCUCACUACCUUGCUAGGGUGGCAAAAAGAUUUCCGCUUUUGCAGUAACCAACAUGAAAGUCCAUGGGAAGGCGGCAAAACAGAGCACAUCGCAUGCCAUUCCUCUGGGUACCAAGGCCACUAUUCUCAAGAGUGGCCUCCACGGAAUUAUGGUUCGCUCACUACCUCACUAGGGAGGCAAAAAGAUUUCCACUUUUGCAGUAGUCAACGUGAAGGUCCAUGGGAAGGCGGUAGAACAGAGCAUCAGGACAAAAUGAAUGGGAUAAUCACUUGUUUGGUUUGUGGCAAGGAAGGACAUUACAGUUGUGACUGCCCUUUCAAGGAUCAGGAGCACAAAGUCUUUUGCACACUCUGUAGCAAAAAUGGCCACUGUAGCAUGUGGUGUUGCCAGCAGAACAAGUCGGAGAGUCGCGCUUGCACCCGCUGUGGAGAGAUAGGGCAUACUGCUAGUACACAUGGUCUCGGUUGCUCAAGCUGUGACGAAUAUCAUCUGGAUGGAGAGUGCCGACUGAGCGAAGUUAAAUGCUUUGUUUGUGAAUGUCAGGAUCAUUAUCUUGCUCAGUGCCCCUUGAAUUUCCAAGGUGCUCUGCGGCUUGCACUAUCAAAACGAGGCAGCACAUCAUCUACACCUGCCAAGUGUUCCGCAAAAUCAGAAGAAAAAGUACUUAGAGCCGAUGGGUCUAGUCCAAUUUGCUUUACGUGCCGUGAAGAAGGUCACUUUGCCUUUCAGUGUCCUCAGAACAGCCCCAGCGUGUCCGAAGAAUUUGAAGAGAGCAGCACUAUAGCUACAGCCACCAACUUGUCCAAAGAAUUAGAAGGCCAGGACCCUGGUACUGCCAAACAAUCAUCAGAAACGAAGCCGAUAUUGUACGAUCAGUGUUGCCCCUCAAAAGCAAAAGUACUGACCUCCAACAAGUCUAGUCCAAUGGUUAGAACAUGUAAAACAAAAACAGAAGGGGAGAAAAGGAUGUGCUCUACAUGCCAUGAAGAAGGUCACUAUGCCCGUAUGUGUCCGCAGAAGUUCGGAGCUAUAUCUGGCAACACGUCAAAAGAAUUAGAAGAGAGCAGCACUAUAGCUACAUCCUCCAACAUGUCCAAAGUAUUGGAAGAACAGGACCCUGGUACUGCUAAACAGUCAUCAGAUAUGAAGUGGGUUCUUCGAUGUGUUAGCUGUGGUCAAGAAGGGCACAAGGCCAGGAGCUGUCCAACAGGAGUGUUUGUAUGCUCCUUAUGCAAUGAAGAAGGCCACAAAGCCAAGAAAUGCCCUCAGAAGCGCCAGAAGCGUUAAGACUGCCGCACCAAAAGCUAUCGGUUAAGCAAACAGUGAUACACACUAUACUGUCAUUAAAUUUUCAAUCACGCCAAGAAGCAGCUGGGAAAGAGAUGUUGACACUAAGAUACAACCAAGGAAGCUUGCACCAUCGCCGAGUCGCUGGUCGAUGGAAAGCAGGGACGAGUUGUCGCUGGAGGUCGCACAGGGGAGCCAAGGUUGGCUAGAGCAGACGCUCCUGGGCAACAGCCGGCAGAGCGUCGAUGACUGUCGCAACGAGCGGCAUUGAAGGCAAUGUCGGAGGUCCUCACUAAUGGUGUUGAGGCUCGGUCUCGGGUCUUUGUCCAUGAUAAUAGGCAUGCUAUACUCGAUGAACCUUUGGACUGCUAUGGAGGUGCAGGCCAUCCAUGGUGCCAUAUCGAUUCUGCAUGGCGUGCCGCGUGUGGGUCGGUUUCUUGAAAUUCCUAAUUGGCAGCCGAUUGUUCUGAGAUAGCACCAGUGCAUCUAGCUUUGGAGUUGUAAACUGUCCUGAGCUCAAUGGUUGAACUGGAUGUUUGACAAACUGUGAUGAAUAAUGUUCUUGCUAGCUGCACUGGAUGCUUGACAAGUUGUACAUAAUAAUUUUUUUCUAGCUUCAGACACUUCAAAUAAAGUUCUGUAGCAAUAUUUUUUUCUAGCUUCAGACACUUCAAAUCGGCACUGGAAGAUUGUAGCAAUAGACUCCAAAUAUAAAUAUAGCUUCUUUUUUCUACAGACAACAAUAAGGGCCUGUUCUGGAAUUCUCCUAGCUCCACCGAAUCCACGAUUUCAGCUUCUGGAGCGAGCUCCUCACUUCACCCAGCGAUCAAAAAACGUUCUGGAGAGACGCUGGCUUCUCCCUUCGCUGCAGCCUAGUUGGGAGGCAAAAAGCCCGUUAGGCUCCCCAUUGGGCUGGCUGGAGGCAAAGAUGUGCAACAAAAAUUCAGUUUCCAUUAACAGUACAGGGGCACCAAGUCUGACAUAGGAGCUCACCUUGUGGUUUGGGCGAGGGGGCUCGGCCUCCGGGCUGCUGCUCCUGGCUCCGGCAUCAAUGGCGACCUGCUGAGUUCGCCAUUGUCAAGGGCUCGCUGCUCCAACCUGGUGCCGGGACGUGCGCCGCUGAGCAGGGGAUCCGGCGGGAAAGAGGCCAGGGUGGGCGGAUCUGUACGCGCAGGAGGAGUUCUCCUCGCUCGGCAAAAAUGCACUACGGCCCAUCCCAGCUUCACUAUUUCAGCUUCUCGGAGCUAAUGUGUUCGGCUUCAUUUUUCACCUGGAGUUUGGGAAGCUCAGAGUGGGAGAGUUCCAGAACAGGUCCUAAAUAUCUUGUAAAGAAUAGUUGCUAAAGCUCAGAGUCAGGGACCGUCGGUAUGUUGA